UCCUGUCACUGACGUCAGCGUCCGCUCCCGUGAUUCCUCCGGUAGAACCGGGAUGUGACGGACGCUGCUCCGGUACCGAGCCUCGGAGCGGCAGAUCGUGACGGUGAACCGGCAGGCAGCGGCCGCAGCGAAGGAGCUGUGACCGGCGGCAGCGCCCUGAAGGGGGCUAGAGUUCCAGAGAAAGUCCGGUUCUCCAUCAGGUUCUCCAGAGGUUCUCCAGAGGUUCUCCAGCAGGUUCUCCAUCAGGUUCUCCAGCAGGAUGAGCGGGGCGGCCCUCGGUAUCGAGGUGGUGGUGGUGUUCUUCUUGGCGCUGUUCCUGCUCCAUCGGUACGGAGACUUCAGGAAGCAGCAGCGCAUGGUUCUCUUCGGAACGCUGCUGGCCUGGUACCUGUGCUUCCUCAUCGUCUUCAUCCUGCCGCUGGACGUCAGCACGACCAUCUACAACCAGUGCAAGGUAGACCACAAGGACCAGGACCUCGGCCCCACCCUCAGCCCUCCGCCAGCCAAUUACACGGCAGCAAACUCCUCGGCCACGCCCACAAAAAGUGAUUUCACUUCCUGCUACAAGCCGUGGAGCUACAUUCCUGAUGGAAUCCUUCCGGUGUUCUGGAGAGUCGUUUACUGGACGUCUCAGUGCCUCACCUGGCUGCUGCUGCCCUUCAUGCAGUCCUACGCUCGUUCUGGAGGGUUCUCCAUCACCGGGAAGAUAAAGACGGCGCUCAUCGAGAACGCCAUCUACUAUGGAACCUACCUGCUGAUCUUCGGCUCGCUGCUCAUCUAUGUGGCCGUCCAUCCAGAGCUGCACCUCAGCUGGUACGAGCUGCAGACCAUCGGCAUCACGGCAGCCAACACUUGGGGUCUGUUCCUGCUGGUUCUACUGAUGGGUUACGGACUGGUGGAGAUCCCUAGAUCCUACUGGAACGCCUCCAGACACGGUCACCUGCUCAUCAAGACCUACUUCAAGGCAUCGAAGCUGAUGACAGAGAAGGCGGACGCUGAGGAGAACCUGGAGGACGUGAUGGAGGAGGUCAGGAAGGUCAGCGAGUCCAUCAAGUACAACCAUCCUCUGAGGAAAUACAUCGACACCAUCCUCAGGAAGUGUCCGCUGGACUACCAGGAGAAGAUGGGCAGGAACAUGGACGACUAUGAAGACUUCGACGACAAGCAGAACACCUACCCCAGCGAGAAGACCCUGGUGAAGCUGCACAAACAGGUGAUCUACGCUGUUCAGAGACACAACCGGACUCGAGUCCAGUGGCAGAUCCUGCUGCAGCAGGCCAUCCACCUGGAGGACGUGGCCAAGAACGAGACCAGUUCCACCCACCAGUUUGUCCACAGCUUCCCGUCUUCAGAGCCGGCCGGCUGGUUCAGCAGAUACAUCUACACGCCAUCUGUAGAGUGGUACUGGGAGUGUCUGCUGAAGCGCUGGUUCUAUCGGCUGCUGUCGGUGGUUCUGACUCUGUUCAGCGUCGCCGUGGUCUGGUCCGAGUGCACCUUCUUCAGCACCAGGCCGGUUCUGUCCCUCUUCGCUGUGUUCAUCCAGCUGGCUGAGAGAGAUUACAACUACCUGUACAUCGAGAUGGCAUGCUUCAUCACCAUCUUCUUCCUGUGUACCUGCGUUUACUCCACCGUCUUCCGGAUUCGAGUCUUCAACUACUACUACCUGGCCUCCCACCACCAGACCGACGCCUACAGCCUCCAGUUCAGCGGCAUGCUCUUCUGUCGACUCACUCCUCCGCUGUGUCUCAAUUUCUUGGGUUUGAUCCACAUGGACUCGGCCAUCUCCCACCAGAAGAAGGAGCCCACCGCCUACACCUCCAUCAUGGGAUCGAUGCAGGUACUCUACUUCAUUGCUAACGGCUUCUACAUCUACUACCCCAUGCUGAUCGUCAUCCUCACCAUCGCUACCUACUUCAGCUUGGGAACCCGCUGUCUGAACCUUCUGGGCUUCCAGCAGUUUAUGGGCGACAGCGAGAUGACGUCGGACCUGAUCGAUGAGGGGAAGGAGCUGAUUCGACGGGAGAAGAGGAAGCGACAGAGGAUCGAAGACGGCGAGAACCGACGCAGAGAGUGGAAGGAGCGUUAUGGAAACCCCAGGGAGGACUUUGCAGCGAGGAACCGGAGCAGCCAUGAGAUGAAGGAAACCAGCUACUCCGACUCCGUGACCUCCAACACCAGACAAGCUAAAUAUUCUCGUUCUGGGAGCCGAGCAGAGAGAGAUUGUAUCGAGCUGCUGCAAGACGCAGAACCUCUGGACUUCAAUGCUGACAGUCUGGCAGACGACGCUCUGGAAACCGAGUCCACCAGACAUGCUGGAGGACGUUAUCUGUCGAUGUCCUCAUCCCGGAACCGGAUAUUUGAUGACGUCUAACAGGAGAAGAACCUGAGCGGAACCCUGACCUGGAUCAUCUGUGUCGAGCUGCACCACAUGUUGUCCACCCAGCUCCCAGCAUGCAACGCUCCUGGAGCUCCAGGCCAGCUGGUGGAGGAACCUUCAGUUGGUAUGAAUGUGUGAACUGUGGAUGCUCGGUAGACGCCUGUCACUUUAACCAGACCCUUCUUUAUUUAUGUUUUUUAUCUUUAUGCUCGUGAUUAUUUAUGGCUGUUACCAUGGAAACCGUUCUCACUGAUUAACCUGCAUUCGUCACAGCGAAUCUAUGAGUUUAAUUAAAGAACCGGAGAACUUUGAGUUUCAUCACCUGCUGCACGACACUUACUGUUUAGAGAUCAGUCUUCUCCUUUUAGAUCCUGAAUGUCAGAAGUUCUCUUCAUCUGGAGUCAAAGAACACAGAAGAGACCUUUAAAGAACUGUGACACUUUCCAGACAGUCGCUGGUUCUCACAUGUUCCUCUAUAGAACCCAUACUGAUUAUUGGUGAUGAAGGACAUCAGUCACCGAUGAAGGAAAUCAAUAACUGAGAUCUGAUCGUUUUCAGUAAACAGAAGAAUCCACAAUCAUUCUUUUCUGUAAAACCAGAACUGUUCCACCUUCAUCCCUCUGAUGUGUAGCCAAUCAGAGGUAGCGUGUGGGUGGGGCUUAGCUGUGACCUCAGACGUUUUUAGAUUAGUUUCAUUGGUCAGGAAUCUAAAACAUGUUGAGCACCGGAUCCAAUCAUGAGGAGGUGGGGACGAAUUCAGACUUUUAACCUGGUCCUGGUCCUUGGCUUUAGUCCUGGUCCUGGUCCUGGUCCCAGUCCUGGUCCUGGUCCUGGUCCUGGUCCUGGUCCUGGCUUUAGUCCUGGUCCUGGUCCUGGUCCCAGUCCUGGUCCUGGUCCUGGUCCUGGUCCCAGUGCUGGUGCUGGUCCUGGCUUUUGUCCUGGUCCUGGUGCUGGUGCUGGUCCUGGCUUUUGUCCUGGUCCCGGUGCUGGUGCUGGUCCUGGCUUUUGUCCUGGUCCCGGUGCUGGUGCUGGUCCUGGCUUUAGUCCUGGUCCUGGUCCUGGUCCUGGUCCCAGUCCUGGUCCUGGUCCUGGUCCUGGUCCUGGCUUUAGUCCUGGUCCUGGUCCCAGUCCUGGUCCUGGUCCUGGUCCUGGUCCUGGCUUUAGUCCUGGUCCUGGUCCCAGUGCUGGUGCUGGUCCUGGCUUUAGUCCUGGUCCCGGUGCUGGUGCUGGUCCUGGCUUUUGUCCUGGUUGGUGGUACCAUGUCAGACGUUGUUCUGGUGACAGUGCAGAGAGGCGGAUGUCAGUUUAAACAUUCAGAGGAAACAAACCAGCGGCUGCCUGGAAGCUCCAGUGGGACCGGUUCUUUAAGGUUCUGGUGUGGAUGAAGGUUCCCUGCCGGCGGGUUCCACUCAGAACUGUAAAUAUGUACACUAGGUUUUCUAUUUCCUCUGUCCUCUGGCCGUAGUGUUUCUGGUGAUGUUCUGAAUAUUUAUUGUCUGUCCUGAUGUCAGCAGCUUCUGUGGUUCUCAUGUGGUUCCAGCAGCCAUGGUUCCUCAAUAAAGUUCUGAAAUGUU
Molecule: messenger RNA, 3951 nt
Organism: Acanthochromis polyacanthus (spiny chromis)
Lineage: Eukaryota; Metazoa; Chordata; Actinopteri; Pomacentridae
Gene: lmbrd2b
Product: LMBR1 domain containing 2b
Exons: 18
Coding region: 260-2371 (703 amino acids)
Biological process (GO): adrenergic receptor signaling pathway
Cellular component (GO): membrane
Source: RefSeq, a predicted model, not a curated record